AUGGGAAAUAGGCCCACAUCGAAAAAUAAAUCAUCGAUAGGAAAUCCGACAACUCCAUUGGAGGAUUUAAAUAUCGUUUGGUUAGAUGCUUUUACUCACGAGGAUUCCGAUCGUACCUUCAAACUUCUGCCGAAUCUUCAACAAAUUUUACCUUCGAUUCGAACAUUUAACAAUGUGACACAUUGCGAAGCCUUCCUCCAGAAUGAAGUCCAUAACAAUCAAAUCGUCUUCUUGAUUGUUUCUGACACAUUCGCCGAGGAAUUUCUUCCACAUAUUCGUGAUCUGUCUUACAUUAACUCGACCUAUAUCCUCGGUCGUUCCGAUGCGAAAUCCGGAGAGAAGAUUUUCUCUGAUAUAUCUGAACUUUGCCGUCAACUGAAAGAAGACGUACGUGACUGUCAAAAUGAUUUAACUCCAAUACAUUUGCUCAAUAACAUUCAACGUGAUAAUCAACUUGAUCCAAGUUUUAUGUACUCUCGCCUAUUGAAAGAAACACUGAUCAAUAUCGAUUACGAUGAAAAUGCGAAGAAAGACUUUGUUGAGUACUGUCGAUUGCAAUUCAAUCGACUGCCGGUACUCGAUGAUUUCGAAAGAGAUUACGAAAAGCAUUCACCGAUUUGGUGGUACACAAGAGACUGUUUCGUUUAUGAAAUGCUCAAUAAAGCACUUCGGACGGGUGAUAUCGACAUUCUGAUCAAAAUGGCGUUUUUCAUCCGUGAUCUCCAUCAGCAAAUCCAGCGUUUAUACGUUUCGCAAGAUCAUCAUUCGAUGAUUGUCUAUCGGGGCCAAGGAACGUCAAUCAGUCAAUUUGAAAGCUUAUGUCAAUGCAAAGGUGGCUUGAUUUCAUUUCCGAACUUUCUAUCGACUAGUCUAGACAAGGAAGUUUCUUUGGACUUCGCUCGUCGUGCGAUUAUGAAACCAGGCCUUCGUGGAAUUCUCUUUCGAAUGAAGAUCGAUCGGAAAUAUUCGAACAGCUCCAAUCCGUAUGGAUCGAUCAACAAGUUCAGUUAUUUCAAAGGACAGGAAAAGGAGAUUCUCUUUUCUACGCACACAGUUUUUCGUCUGGAAGACGUUCGCCCGAUGAAGGAUGAACCGAAAAUCUGGGAAAUUGAUUUGAAACUCACUACAAACGAAGACGAUGUUCAACUUGAACAAUUGACAAAACAUUUCCGCGAAGAUUUACAAUCAACAACGAAUCAGUGGGAGAAUUUAGCGAAAUUGUUGUUAACCAUGGGUGAAUAUGAUAAAGCACAACAAAUCUACGAAAAUCUCCUAGAAAAGACCUUCGAAGAUGAUUAUGACCAAUUAGCUUUUCUCUAUCAUCAAUUGGGUUGUGUUUAUAACGAGAAGAAAGACUUCGAACAAGCACUCAGCUACUUUCAAGAGUCACUUUAUCUCAAAAGAAAAUAUUCACCCGAUCAACUAGCUGAUUCGUACUCAAACAUUGGUUCAAUCUUCCAUAGACUAGGUAAACUUGAUGACGCACUGCAAUAUUUCCAAUACGCAUUGGAAACAAAUACAAACGACGAAGGAAUUUUAGCGUCGCUCUACAAUAACAUCGGUAUGGUUUUGAAAAAACAAGGAGAAUAUGUUGGUGCUAUAAAACAUCUAGAGAAAAGUCUUCAGAUCGAUUUAAGUCGUCUUCCAUCAACGCAUCCUGAUCUGGCCAUAACCUAUUCCAAUAUUGGACGAGUUUAUAUUAAUUUGAAAGACUAUUAUCAUGCUGCAAAGUAUUUCCAGAAAACGGUGAACAUCCGCCGACUUUCACUCCCACAGAAUCACCCGUCGUUGUUGAUCGCGAUUGCUAACUACGAAAACACAUUAGCGUUGCUACCUGAAAAUAAUUUACAGGCGACUUCAUCAGCUCCGGUUCAAUCAACAUCUUUUAAGCAUUCACAUCGAUUGGAUAGAGCACUUUCAAGUUAUGUGAAGAUGCUUAAAAGAAAACCUAAGUAUUGA
Messenger RNA from Adineta ricciae, 1959 nucleotides. NCBI's taxonomy places the organism in Eukaryota, Metazoa, Rotifera, Eurotatoria, Adinetida, Adinetidae. The record is from the annotation of a GenBank genome assembly.